GUGGGUCGUCUUUCAUGUUAGUCCUUGGUCUCUUCCCAACUCAAUGCGUGCCCACGUGUUCGUUUCCUCUGCUAUGGAUUUUCCCAUUUUGGACACGCUGUGCUCCUCCCAUCGACUCACCGCCUCAUCUUCCAAUCAAACGUUGCCUAUUUAUCUUCCAAUAUUCCACCUCCUCCCUUCUUAUUCCGAUUUUCAUCUGAUCGUUUUUCUAUCUACUCCGUUUUCCCAAUGCUUUCCCUCCGGAUUGCUCCAAUAUAGGGUGAUCGGAAAUUAGUGAUGCCGGCUUCGAAUAAAAAAACAGACGAAACCGGUGUGGAACACCGAUUUGGUGGAGAAGAACCAGGUACCCGCUCUACUUCCGUCCUGAUUGUUGGUACAAGCAUUACCCACCCACGUGUUCAAUUCCAAUUAGCUUCAGCUGUAACGAUUAAGGAUUGGAGUUUGUUCAUGGAGGGAUACCAGGUAUUGGAACAAUUUGGAAUGGGGCCUUAUCGUCUCACAAAACUUUCCUAUAAAAAAUCGAUCUAA
Lactuca virosa is the source of this 528-nucleotide messenger RNA. NCBI's taxonomy places the organism in Eukaryota, Viridiplantae, Streptophyta, Magnoliopsida, Asterales, Asteraceae. The record is from the annotation of a GenBank genome assembly.